AUGACUACCUUGACACCCUCCUACCACGCAGAGAACUACUCGCCGGACGACAAUCGUGGCUGGGACAACAGAGGCUGCGCCUCCAUCACGGCUAACGAUACGUCCCUGCAGCACCAAGGCUUUGACCUCCGUCCCUUCCUAUUUCCAGCUGCUUUUGACGCUCAGUUUGAGGCGAUCGAUGAGGUGGUGAAAGCCUGCGCUCUCGGCUCGUGGGUAAGUGCAGUACGCCUUCCCAUGCCAAAGCUCCAAAAAGAGUUGCCGAAUCGUUUUGCAACGAUGAUCGCCCGGCAGUUCGUGUAUGGCUUGCCGCGCGCCGCGCAAGCGCGAUUCCUGCGCGUCGAUCUCAUGGAUUCAAUGGAGAAAAUGACGUCGAGCGCACCCUCUGCAUCGGGCUUCCAAUUUGCUGCUCCGUACCGGCCAGUGGUAAUGUGUGGAUCGAUGCAAAUGCCCUUGCCCUGCCAGCAGAGGCAACCUGCAGGUGCCGGUGCAUGGAGAGGCGGCAGCACCUUGUGGGCUGAGAUCGAUCGGCGUUACCCCGUCACACCGCUGGUGCAUGACAUCGUGGAGGAAGCCCUUCGCGAAGCACCUGAAGCCUUUCAAGCACCGGAGCUUAGGAGCUCGGUCGGCAGUGGGGAAUUCAACGCUCAGACCGGUGGAAUCCUUCGGUAUCGAAUGGGACGAAUUCCGAAGACGAAUUCCCCGAAGACGAAUUCCCCCCCGAAGACGAAUUCCCUCCCGAAGACGAAUUCCGAAGACGAAUCCCCGAAGCCGAAUGCUCCCCCGAAGACAAAUUCCCCCCGAAAGGACGAAUCCGAAUGCGAAAUCCCCCGCAGACGAAUUCCAGACCCGAGACGAAUCCCCCCCCACCCGAAGACAAAUUCCGAAGACGAAUUCCCCGCAGACGAUUUCCCUCCCCCCACCCCCGAAGACGAAUUCCAGAAGACGAAUUCCCGCAGACGAAGUCCCCCCCGAAGACGAAUUCGGAAGACGAAUUCCCCGCAGACGAAUUCCCCCCCGAAGACGAAUUCCGAAGACGAAUUCCUCGAAGACGAAUUCCCCCCCGAAGACGAAUUCCCUCCCGAAGACGAAUUCCGAAGACGAAUUCCCCCCAAGACGGGUUCCGAAGACGAGUGGCACACUUCCAUGCAUGGCAGUUGA
Molecule: messenger RNA, 1158 nt
Organism: Cladocopium goreaui
Lineage: Eukaryota; Dinophyceae; Suessiales; Symbiodiniaceae
Source: the annotation of a GenBank genome assembly